Molecule: messenger RNA, 2603 nt
Organism: Fundulus heteroclitus (mummichog)
Lineage: Eukaryota; Metazoa; Chordata; Actinopteri; Cyprinodontiformes; Fundulidae
Gene: slc26a11
Product: solute carrier family 26 member 11
Exons: 16
Coding region: 405-2135 (576 amino acids)
Biological process (GO): transmembrane transport
Cellular component (GO): membrane
Molecular function (GO): secondary active sulfate transmembrane transporter activity
Source: RefSeq, a predicted model, not a curated record
CAGGAGUAGCGUCUCGCAGACAGGUUUUGGGGAAGUGGUGUUUUUUUUUUUUAAACGGCUAUUAUUUAACAGAAGUAGAGCCGAAAAAUCACAGCCUGGCCGGUAAAGAGAUGCCUGGAGGAGAACUACGACCAGGACAAGAGAUAAGCAACCCUAACAGGAACCUGUCUGGCUUUACGACAGGCAGCAUUCAGGAUGUUCAGUUUGUUUGUUUCUUUUUCUUCUGAAGAUAAGGUGUCUUCUUGAUUUAAAGUAACUCACACAGAGCGCAGACACAUGCAUCCCUUUGGAGCAGGUCUGUUGUGUUUUCCUGAAUGCUGGGAAUCACAGCAAGAAGGGCAAAACCAAAGGAGCCAAAGCGGAUGAUCUUUGCGGGAUAAACCCUGAACGCAUUGUUUUUGAGGAUGGACCGGCCCCUGCUGGGUAGAGAGCCGUCAAGGCGCUGCUGGUCUUACAGCACCCUGACGUCCUGGCUGCCCAUUCUCUCCUGGUUACCCAAGUACAAGCUGAGGUACCUGCAGAUGGACCUGCUGGCGGGACUCACUGUAGGCCUGACCACUGUACCGCAGGCUCUCGCUUACGCUGAAGUAGCUGGACUUCCUGUGCAAUAUGGACUCUACUCUGCCUUCAUGGGGGGGUUCAUCUACACCUUCCUGGGGACGUCUAAGGACGUGACACUGGGUCCCACCGCCAUCAUGUCCCUCCUGUGUUUCUCUGUGGUGGGUGGACAGCCUGACCGAGCCGUCCUGCUCAGCCUCCUCUGCGGAGUCAUCCAGGCAGCGAUGGCGUUGCUCAGACUGGGCUUCCUGCUGGACUUCAUCUCCUACCCUGUGAUAAAAGGCUUCACCUGCGCUGCUGCAGUAACCAUCGGCUUUGGCCAGGUCAAAAAUAUUCUGGGAAUCCAGGAUGUUCCCCAUCAGUUCUUCCUGGAGGUUUACUACACCUUCCUGAAGAUCCCAGAGGCCAGAGUGGGCGACGUGGUCCUGGGCCUGCUUUGUCUCGCUCUGCUGAUCACACUGAUGAUCAUGAAGUCACGCCUGGGCUCUGACCACGGAUCAGUCUACUCCCGAUUCGCCAGGAAACUAGUGUGGGCCGUCGCGACCAUGCGUAAUGCCUUGGUGGUCGUGGCUGCGACCCUCGUGGCGUAUUCCUGGGAUGCUUGCGGACAUCCUGUGUUCACCGUCACUGGGCACACUGCUCAAGGCCUCCCGCCAUUCAGCCCGCCGCCCACCUCCGACACCACGUCCAACGGGACCGUCGUCUCUUUUACAGAGAUUAUAGAGGACUUUGGAGGAGGACUGGCCGUGAUUCCUCUCAUGGGUCUGCUGGAGAGCAUCGCCAUUGCCAAAGCCUUUGCCAGUCAGAACAACUACAGGAUUGAUGCCAACCAGGAGCUGCUGGCCAUAGGCGUAACCAACAUCAUGGGCUCCUUCGUGUCGGCGUACCCCGUCACUGGCAGCUUCGGACGGACAGCAGUGAACUCUCAGACCGGGGUUUGCACCCCAGCUGGUGGCAUCAUCACCAGUGUGAUUGUGCUGCUGUCGUUGGCCUUCCUCAUGCCCGCUUUCUACUACAUCCCUAAAGCUUCUCUAGCCGCUGUCAUCAUCUGCGCGGUGGCUCCUAUGGUUGAUUACCGUGUGGUGAUAAGCAUGUGGAGGAUACGUAGGCUGGACCUGCUUCCUUUCCUCGUCACGUUGCUGUUGAGUUUCUGGGAGGUGCAGUACGGCAUCAUCGGAGGUGUAGCCGUCUCUGGAGCCCUGCUGCUGUACACCACGGCCAGACCCAAGAUAAAGGUGUCUGAUCACGGUGUGUUGGUGAUGGAGCUGAGCAGUGGGCUCAGUUUCCCUGCAGUGGAGCAUCUCAGCCACAUCAUUCACACCCAGGCCCUGCAGACCUGUCCUCCGAGGUCUGUGGUGUUGGACUGCCACCAUGUGAGCAUCAUAGACUACACGGUGAUCAGCGAGCUGAGGGACCUGCUGAGGCAGUUCAAACUGAGAACAGUGAAGCUGAUAUUUUCAGGAUUGCAGCCCUCCGUUCUGAAGGUUCUUCUUGCGGCUGAUCUGGAGGGCUUCAGAUACACCGACAGCCUGGAUGAGGCGCUGCAGAUGGAGUCAGUGAGCCUUCUCAGCGACUAAAACCCGAACUGACGGAAGCAGCUGCUCUGGGAUUAUUAGCGUUUGCAGAAAACAUGCGUGCUGACAUUUGAAGAGACUUCUGUUGCUGAAGCAACACUGAAGAACUAUUAAAAUGUGUUUUCACCUGUAUUCUGUCACUAAAUGACCAUUCCACUUUGUUUGCCAGGAGGUUGUUUGUUAUAGUAUUUUAAACUUUGUAUAAAUAUGUAUAAUACAUUUUUUUCCCGUUUUCUACCAUCAACUAAAUUAGGUUUUUAGAAUAUAUAUAUGUAUAAAAAAAGAAAGGCUUCAAGAGAAACUAAUAAGGUGUUUUAAUAAUUGAUAAAAACAAAUAUCAUAGAAAGUUAUUGAUUUUAUUUAUGUGGAUAAAGACUUUCUGUCAAAGUGGAAAAAUAUAAAAAAAAGUCUUUGAUUGUGAUUGCCAUAUUUACACAGGAGCUUUUAUCAAUUAAAACACUUUAUUCUCAA